Molecule: messenger RNA, 8117 nt
Organism: Xiphophorus maculatus (southern platyfish)
Lineage: Eukaryota; Metazoa; Chordata; Actinopteri; Cyprinodontiformes; Poeciliidae
Gene: kif26ab
Product: kinesin-like protein KIF26A
Exons: 16
Coding region: 298-6396 (2032 amino acids)
Biological process (GO): microtubule-based movement
Molecular function (GO): microtubule binding; microtubule motor activity; ATP binding
Source: RefSeq, a predicted model, not a curated record
UUGUUCGCUCUCAGAUCUGUAGCAGCAUCAGUCACAGAUUAGACAUGAGCAACCUCGAAAAGUAGCCUCUUAAAGUGGAUACACACCCGGUGGAUUGUACUUGUCUUUUUCUUGAACUCCAGAUCACUGGAAACCCGGGAGGUUAUUAUUUUACGCACACGUGCUCAACGCAAUUCCCUGGAUGUUGGGAUUAAAAAACCUCUCGGAUCUUUUCUGGCACAAUGAGACUCGUAAAUUUAAUGGAUCUAAGCACCAAAUAGGAGUAAGAUCUAUUUUCGGGCAGCGCUUGCAGCCGGCAUGGCUUUACCAAACUCACCGGGCUCUCCCGAAGCAGGGAAGCCCAGCCCCAACGUCAUAGACCUGGGGACUAUCUUUGUUGACUCGGACAUCAUAUUUGGCUUUACAAGUCACCUGCUAAGAAGAAAAACAAAGGUGGAGGGAUGUCCCAGUGGAGAGUCCGUGGUGAGUCCCAGGAAAAGAUUUCACUCCGCGGAGGAAGCGCGAUGCAGCAGCCGUCCUCCACCUGAGGGCGCCGGGUCAGUUUCCAUCACCGAGUCGGAGGAGAAAGGAGGCUUUUGCCAGCAGUGCCAAAAGAAGGUGUCCGAACUGAAGAAACAGGCGCAAACUCUGGCUGACCACAGCUCCUUAAAGGACCCUGGAUAUGCAACCUUCCUCUUUGAUCAGCUCCAAACACCUGGGAGUCAUGAACCUGACUGUUGCCAGGUCUGCUCCACGCCUCUUCACCAGCUGAGGAAGGAGGCCUUGCAGGCACUCCACUCUCCUGUUCUCGCCUUGGGCUCAGACAUGGCAGCAUUGCCCACCACGUCCACUCAGCAACAGCCUUCCAGAAUCACUGGUUCGUCCUCAAGUGUAAAUGCCAAGCAGUUAGUGAAAGGUCAGCCUACGAACCGCUCUAUCCUGCCUUUGGGGGAGCGGCAUAAGGUUCCAGGCUGGGCCCAAAGCCCGUCUGCCUCUUCAGGGUCCAAGACCAGUGUGCAGGUGACGGUGGCAGGAGGGCAGCUUACUGGAUCUCUGAGCACCGUCACCAUCCAGGCACAGCAGUACCUCGACGGGAUGUGGAGCAUCUCUAGACUCAAUAACUUUCUGGCUCAGCCUAAGCAGGCCCAUAGUUUGAUGGGGGAUGCAGAAAGUGAUGUCACAGCCUUGGAGGCGCCCGUCACCACCAUGACAAACACCACCAGCAGCUGCAGCAGUACCACCACCUCGCUGACGCCCUGCAGACUGAAAGGCCCCAACCACCCAGGAGUCCCAGUACCCAUAACCAGUGCAUCCGCCUCUCCUUCCUCAUCGGCAGCAACCUCCUUCUUCAUCAGGGCAGCUCAGAAGCUUAACCUCUCCUCCAAACGGAAGAAACACCAACCCUCCCUGCUCCACCCACAGGAGCCCUCCAUCUACCCAACUAAUUUCAGUGGCAUCCUGCAGGUCUCACCACCCCCGACUCCGCCAUGUCUCCUCCGAGCCGUGUCCAAAGUGAAAGAGAACCCAGGGAUGGGAAAGGUAAAAGUGAUGAUGCGAAUCUGUCCGUCUCUGGAGGCUGUGGACUCCUCAGAGUCUCAGUCUUUCUUAAAAGUUGACAGCAGGAAAAAGCAGCUGACCCUCUACGACCCUGCAUCCAGCCCGCACUCCAGCUCAGGGCACAGGAGAUCCGCCACUGUGUCCGUCCCAAAGAUAUUUGCCUUCGAUGCUGUUUUUACCCACGAUGCCUCACAAGCUGAGGUGUGCUCAGGGACAGUAGCUGAGGUCAUCCAGUCUGUGGUGAACGGUGCGGACGGCUGCAUCUUCUGCUUCGGCCAAGUCAAGCUCGGCAAAACAUACACCAUGAUUGGCAAAGACAGCUCCACUCAGAGCUUGGGCAUUGUGCCCUGUGCUAUUUCCUGGCUCUUCAAGCUCAUCAACGAGCGCAAGGAGAAGACGGGCACUCGCUUCUCAGUUCGUGUGUCUGCUGUAGAAAUCUUUGGGAAAGAUGAAGAGCUGAAGGACCUGUUGUCUGAGGUGUCAACAGGCAGUCUGCAGGAGGGCCAGUCCCCGGGAAUCCAUCUGAGAGAGGAUCCCAUCUGUGGCACUCAGCUCCAGAACCAGAGCGAGCUUCGAGCCCCAACUGCUGAGAAAGCCGGCUUCUUCCUGGACGCAGCCCUCGCCGCACGCAGCACCAGCAGGCCAGAUGCAGAUGAAGAUGAAAGGCGCAACUCGCACAUGCUGUUCACACUACAUAUUUACCAAUAUCGCAUGGAGAAAAGCGGCAAAGGAGGAAUGUCGGGUGGACGGAGCAGACUGCACCUUAUUGAUUUGGGAAGCUGUGAGAAGGUCCUGAGCAAAAGCAGAGAUGGAGGUGGAGGCAUGUGUCUUUCCCUGAACGCACUGGGAAACGUCAUAAUGGCUUUGACAAAUGGAGCAAAACAUGUACCUUACAGGGACAGCAAACUAACAAUGUUGCUGAGGGAGUCUCUUGGCAACAUCAACUGCAGAACCACCAUGAUUGCCCAUAUCUCAGAUUCCCCAGCCCACUACGCUGAUUCACUCAACACAAUCCAGCUGGCUUCUCGUAUUCACCGUAUGAGGAAGAAGAAAUCAAAGUAUGCAUCCAGUUCAUCUGGAGGGGAAAGUUCCUGUGAGGAAGGCAGAGUUCGACGGCCUCCACACUUAAGACCGUUCCACCCUCGGACAGUAGCCCUGGAUCCAGACCUGCCAGCUCUCCUCAGCGACCCAGAAUACUCUUCAAGUAGUGAACAAUCUUGUGAUACCGUCAUUUAUGUCGGACCUGGGGGAACUGCAAUUUCAGAUAGAGAGCUUAGUGACAAUGAAGGCCCACCUGCCUUUGUUCCCAUAAUCCCCUCGCUUAACAAGAAGAGAUCUGCAAAAGAGGGCCCUCAGGAUAGAGACCAGUUCUUUAAGUGCAACACAUUUGCUGAGCUGCAGGAGAGAUUGGAAUGUAUAGACGGUAGUGAAGAGCCCACUGCCUUUGUUGGAGAAGGCAAGAGAAACCAGGCUAGCCCUAAAACAGAAAAAUCCAAGGAAAACCAAGUCUGUAAUUCACCAAAGACUGGAAUAAAUCUUUACAACAACCAAGAGGGAAUCUCAACUAAACAAUCUAUUCCUAUUCAAAUAUCCUGCAGUGCCAAUGUUAUACCCAAACUUGAUGCCAACAAGAGACAAUGCAUGCCUUCAGAAAGGGUUCCAGCAGAGACUGUCCAAAAUGUAUGCAGAACCAGUGCAGAUGGAGAGAAGGUGCUGAUGUCUGAAAGCCAGGUCACCACAAACAGAUCAACAGCUCCCAUAGCCAUAAGCUCUGAGCCUGUAGUAAGGGAGAAAGUUUAUCCCAAUAAGAAAGCUUUGCCGAAGCCAGCUCCACCUCCUUCACAACAAAUGGAAAAUCCUGAAAAAGGAGAACGAUCAGGCACCAGGAUGCCACCAGUGGGAAUGAGCCACCAAGCUGUUAAAAGAAGGGACCCUUGCACAUCGCCUUUUCUCAGAGCACCUGUAGAGGUGUGUCAAGUGCGCUCAACUUUAAGGGAAAGGUGUUUGGAUCGCGAUAUCCUUAGAGCUACUGUCACCCUACAGCAGCCAGUGGAGCUGAAUGGGGAGGAUGAGUUAGUGUUUACUGUUGUGGAAGAGCUCUCCAUUGGUAGUAUUGUAGAUAAGGGUCGGCCAUCAAGCAUUAUUAGCUUUAACAGUGACUGCUCACUUCAGGCCCUGGCCUCUGGUUCUAGGCCUGUCAGCAUCAUCAGCAGCAUCAAUGAUGAAUUUGAUGCCUACACAUCAACUGUGGGAGGAUCUGAGGUCAACAUUGCCAUGGUGACACCCACCCAGGAGAGCACAAUGGAGUGUAUAGACAGCAGGGGUUCGUCUAUCAGUUCUUGGUUGAGUGAGGUCAGUGUCUGCACCUUGGAAAGUGAAGGGGCCCAUUCAACAGAUGUUUUCCUUCCACAGGCCCAACACAUAGGGCCAGAGUCCACCUUUUACUUCGAUUCCCUUGAAAUGUUUCAUUGUAUGUCAUCUACAAGAGAUGCCAAGAGCUCCUUAAAUGACAGUGGAUUCAGUUUUUCUGAACAAGACAGUGACAGUGCCACAUCAAGUAAACUGUCAUUGUCGAGAUGCCCCCAAUCCCCAGAAUCAACCAAAGGGUCCCUUCGAUUUACAUCUAAAUUAUCCAAAGCUCACUCAGUGAGCUCCCCUCCACUUCCACAGGGCUCCUCGAUUGUCCACUCUAGUCUUCCCAGGAAGAUUAAACCUACCUCAUCCAUCUCUCAUAGCAGUAGCAGUAGCAGCAGCAGCAGUAGAGAUCCACCGAGGCAAGAAGCUAAACAGGAGGAUCCCUGGCAGCGCGUCAACAACCACGCAGAACCUCAGACUUCUGACAGCAGCACCAGCAGAUUUCUCAGAAAUCCCCCCUGUGGUGUCUUUUCCAGCAAAGCAUCUAACAACAGCAACAGUGUACCUCACCCUCCCAAGGUACAGGGGUCUACCUCAUCCCAGAGAGUGGUUGAUGGCUGUGAGAAGUCAGCUACCAGAAAUCCACCCAGCAGAAUGCCUCAGCUGAGGCGAGGAGCCACCACCCUGGGAACGGUGCCUGUUAUUCAUUCCUCUUCAGAUCACAAGGGAAGCCAAGAUAUUGCUUCAUCUUCUGGAAGCCUUAAAUUCUCCUCGCUAGGGAAAAACAACAAGGCUAACUCACAGAAAGCAAGUAAUCUCCCCAAGCCUGGUUGCACCUCACCACCUCCUCCUCCAGUUAGGAAAUCAAGCCUUGAUCACAAGACUAAGAUUUUGCUGCCCCAAAGUGCCUUAAAGUCAGCAUAUGGAGUGGCAGUGAGGACCUAUGGGGGAAGGACAGCUGUUUCAGAGGAUGAACUUGAGGUACAUCGUAAAGCAGACUCUACCAAUUUCAAAACCUCCAGCCUCAACACAGCCAAAGUUACCUCUAGCCUGAAGGCCAAAGGUUCUAAAGGAGAGGUUGGUCUGCAUUAUGGCAGCCAAAUGUCACUUGAAAGGUGUGAAAGCCUUUCUCUCUCUGGCUCCAGAGCUACGCUUAGCAGGGAAAACAGUGGAGCAAGUCUGGGUAGCAAAUCCAACAAGUCAAUUCCAAGAUUUGGUAUUCCUAAUUCAUCUAGUUCUCCGAUAGCUACCUUCCAGUCUACUCAAAGUGGAGGAAACAAUACUAAGCCAAGUCAGGCUAAGACCUCUGUAAAUACAAGAGCAUUAGGAGCAGUUAAUGGGAAUAAAGCACGCUCACUAUCAGCCAAUAACUCCAAGGGCCUCAGCUCCUCUACUAAAUCUUUGGCCUCUCCCGUGACCCGGAAUACUAAUGCCAACCUCCCGCCAACAGGUCGAAUAUCAGGCUCUCGGACUACUGCUCCAGUCCCAAAUAAACCUGGGAGAGGGACUAUCAUGGGCACAAAGCAGGCCAUUAGGGCCGCAAACAGUCGUGUCAGCGAACUUGCAACAGGGAACAUAUCAGGAAAGCAUGGGAGAGGUUCAGGAGAUUCAGACAGCGGGAAUGACAGUGGAGUAAAUGUGGCUGAUGACAAGUCCCCCACAGCCAUGCUACCUUCUCCGUACAGUAAAAUCACUGCACCCAGACGGCCUCAGCGCUAUAGCAGUGGUCAUGGCAGUGACAACAGCAGCGUGCUGAGUGGUGAACUGCCUCCAGCCAUGGGCCGCACAGCUCUGUUCUACCACAGUGGAGGCAGCAGCGGAUAUGAGAGCAUGAUCAGGGACAGUGAAGCCACAGGUAGUGCUUCGUCUGCCCUUGACUCCAUGAGUGAAAGUGGGAUUUCAUCUUCAGGCAGAGCAAGGAGCUCCAAGUAUCCCAAGAAAAGAGCUAAUGGCUUCCAGAGAAGGCGACUUAUUCCUGCACCCCUGCCAGACACAUCAUCCUUGGGGAAAAAGGUGGCCCCAGCAGGCCAGUGGGUGGACUUGCCUCCUAUGUCUGGACAGUUGAAAGAGCCCUUUGAGAUCAAAGUAUAUGAGAUUGAUGAUGUGGAACGGCUCCAAAGACGGCGUCAGGAGGAAACCACAGAGCAACCCUACCAAGAAGUUGAAAAGGGUCUGGUGUAUUUUAACAGCAAGUGGAGGUUGCUAGAGAGAAGGCAACAGCAGGUGAGGGAAUUAAGAGCAAAACAUCAAGUGUUGUUGGAGGAGCUAGAGGACACAAAGAUUCGACUAAUGAUGGAUCCGAGCAAGUGGGUUGGAGAAUUUGAUGUGGACCAGAGUAUGGAUAAAGAGUCUCCAGAGUACCUGGAGGCCUUGGCACAGGCCACAGAGGAGUUGGAGUUUUGCGUCAAUCUUUGCAAGUCCCACGUCAUGAUGGUGACUUGUUUCGACAUCAGCAUGCCGUCGACACCCGGCACUCAAGAGGGACUGCGGGAAGUUGAAGUCUGAGGACAAAAGCAAGUAGGAAUCUAAAAGAAAGUGGAAGUGAGAAGAAAAAGGUAGAAGAGAUGUAGCAGUCAGUCUAUAGAUAUCACUGGAAUGAAGUACUAAAGAGACGGAUGGGGGCCAAGAGCGGAGCUUUACUGAAAAACAUAGGAGAUCUCGACCAUCUGAGCUACAGUGCCUCGUUGUCUAGGACAAAGCAGAGGAAUGAAGCGUGAGCACAAACGCUGUUGUCUUCAUGGCAAAGCAGUGGCUAUCACUUACUGAAAAGUCGACAAACACCCUGAAGUGCCUUUUUUUAAUGUUCUUUUUGAGUCAUUAUUUUUCAUACAACGCAGGUGUUUUAAGCAUACCUGAACAUAACCCUGAACACGUUGCUUUUAAGAAAAAAAAUAUUUUAUACCGCAUUGUAUAGUGUAUUUAAAUGAAUGUGUGGUGUGUACAAUUAACCUUUUUUUAAGUGGGAAAAAUAAAGAAAACAUAAGAAGCAAUAAGCUAAUGUUAUUGCGGUCCCAGACUUUGCCUUUUCUCUUGUUUCUAACCUCAAGUCAGCAUUUUCUCCAUGGUCAUUCAGCCUCUUGCGCCUUAAGUUCGAUUUGUAUUUCUGUAGUUUUCUAGACUUUCAAACUGGACUGUAUUAUUUCAUCACAGACCGCCUUUCCUCCUGUCAGCUGGCCUGUAAAAGCUCACAGGGUGGAAAUGAUUUGUUUUUCCUACAGUUGCCUUUAUCAAAAUUGGUCUCGGUGGAUCAGCUGGUGUGUUUGAUGGCAAGCAAAGUUUAUUUGAAAUGUGCUAACUGAUGUUUAUCUCCCUGGAAAUCAAAAAAUGAAGCCAAAACAAUCAGAAGGGCACUGUGAUGGACAUUGAGAGAGUUUUCCACCCUCAGUUGUGACAGUAGGUCUCAUCUUUGACCCUUAUUUCUCUGCAGAUGGUUUGAACUAUGUAAUGUAAAAUACAAAUGAGACAGUGCCAAUGUGCCAGCCUCUUCCUGUACAGUAUUUUUCCUGAACAGUGCUUUUCCCAAGUGCUACCAAGCCUCAGUUCUAUGCAUUCCAGCACAUUUACACUGUAACUACUUUUAAAGUCCUCAGAAGCAACGUUAAUCUUUAUCUGCAACAAGACUGUUUAGAAAAAAAUGGCAACAUUUAAUAAGCAUCUCCCACAAUGACUAAAUCUGCUUCCUCGGGAAAGGAUGCAGGAAUGGACGGUGAUUGUAGCGGUGUCCAGCAAAAAUCAAUCAUAUUGGCUCUUUGAAGCCACCCAAACACGUUUAUGAAUCAAAUGGCUGACACACAGAGAAGAAGAGAGAUCUGAGAGAAUGAUUGUUCCAAAAACAUGAAAAACCAGACUGGCUAUGAUUUAUCUUGGUGUGCUUGUUUUGUUUCCUUUUACAAAGAUGUACUCUCUCAGGCCCUCACAGAAGAUGCUGCAUGAGAUUUUUUAACCAUUUUUACAGAUGAUUUCUACUCUCCAUUUUUACCAUUCUAAUUUUUUACAAUAAUUUUGGUUUUCACUAAGGAAGAGGGUGGGCUCAUGAAUAAAAAAACAAAAAAACAAACAGAGCUUCUUUUCCAAGGUGUGAUAAUAUGUAAGGUCUCGUUUCAUAUCAAAACCCAUAUUUUCUAAGAUCUUUGUUUUUGUAUAGGAUUUUCAAACCUUGUGUAUAGAUGUAUAAUAUGGCAGCUUGUGUUUUUUCCCAGUAUCUGUGAAUAAAAUGUUUCUUCUUA